Molecule: messenger RNA, 882 nt
Organism: Babesia microti strain RI
Lineage: Eukaryota; Apicomplexa; Aconoidasida; Piroplasmida; Babesiidae
Exons: 1
Coding region: 1-882 (293 amino acids)
Source: RefSeq, a predicted model, not a curated record
AUGACUUAUUACCAACUAAAUAAAUUUAUAGAGGACACACAAACCCUCAUGGGCCAACCAAUUGGCGCGACAAAUAAUAUGACCGAGAACGAACUAAUUCCGGGUCUCCCACAGGAUUUUACAUUGAAGCAUGGCUCAUCAUCCGUUGGUUCGCAGACUUUUCUAUAUGAAGAGCAAGCAUCAUCCAAAUUUGACACCCCAAACACGUCAAUAUCUGAAGUUGAUGAUAGUAUCACUGAAGAUCAAUCUGAUAAAACUGGCAAUCAGUCAGUCCUAACAAAAAUUACAUCUGCUUUCAAUGGAAUUGGAGGCGCAAUUACCAAUGGCACUAAAUCACUGUGUUGUUCAAGUAUAUGCAAGGAGAAGGAAUCUCCCGUAUAUGAUCUAGCCAAUCUACCAUCGGGCCUUGAUUCUUUCUUUGACGAAAAGGCUAUAGUUGAUAAUGUACAAUCAUCUGAAAGGGAAACAAGAACUGUUAUUUCUAAAAUGACAUCAGAUACCUUUACUGGUGUGCGUGAAAUGUUCCAGACUCCCAGAUUUAGCAACGAAAGCAGUUGUUUCAAUCCUUUUGCCAGUUGCAAACUAAACAUAACUAAACUUAUGCCCAAAAAUGAGGUUGAUUUGCCUAAAUCAGGACUUAAUAAUUCCAAUAAUGGAGCAAAAAUGCCGAGUGUCACCUACAAAUUGCAUGCUAUUGAAAUCCACCAGCCCAUAAAUAAUUGUGAGUCCAAGGGCGUUAAUAACCUUUCGGUUACAAUGGGAAAUUAUGGGACAAUUUUUCAAAAAGGAUUAGAAAAUUUUGAUCCAGAACGUACAGGAAUUCCAGCUUUAACCAUGGCUCAAAUCAUCCAACAGCACAAGACAUUCCUCAAGAAACGUUGA